Molecule: messenger RNA, 11127 nt
Organism: Closterium sp. NIES-65
Lineage: Eukaryota; Viridiplantae; Streptophyta; Zygnematophyceae; Desmidiales; Closteriaceae
Source: the annotation of a GenBank genome assembly
AUGCUUCCUAGCAGUGCCGUGCGCGAGCUUCUCAAGACUCGUCGGCUACAGCUGGCGGACGUAGCAGGGGGGCCCGCAUGUCUCCCCCCACUCCUCCGCGCGCAGCCCCACCUCGCCCCGCGCAUCAUCUCCGCCCUCCUCACUUUCUGCGCUCCCCCCCAGGAGGGGAGAUGGGGGGAAGGGCGGGAGGUCAGGCGGGAUCGGGGACGAGGCUCUUGGGGGGAGGGCGCGGGGGAAGGAGGAGCAGGAGGGGUAAACGAGGGUGGUGGCGACGCUGCUUUCUUAGACGAGGCAGUAGAAGCGGUUAUGACUUUAAGCGGUGGUCGCGUGGGCUUUAAUCUCGAUCUGGAUUCUCUAGCCAUGGUGAAAGAAGCCUAUUCUGGUGCUGUGGAUUGGAUUCUCUGGGCGGCAUGCGGAUCCGAUCCAGAAUCCACACUGGCGGCUCUCGGCCAAUCAGGAACGUCGGGGGGGCAUGACUAUGCAAUGAUCAAAACGGGCGGUGGAUGCUGCGACUGCGGCGAUCCAACGGCCUGGAAGCGUCAGGGGUUUUGCAAGAAGCAUCCUGGCCCUGGGCACGCCCCGCCCCUCCCGGAAAGUUUCGUUGCCCGGGCAGAACCCGUGCUGGCCGCGGUUGCUGCGGAAUGGCAGCAGAAAAUAGUUUUCGCUGCCCGGCUGGAGGAGGAACGGAGUGGAGGCGCAGCAGGGUGGGGGGGUUCUGGGUUUGGGUUUGGAAGCGGGAGAAGCGGGGGCGGAGGGGGAGGGGGAGGCGGAGGGGGAGGAGGGAGAGGCGGGACAGCGGGAAGCAGUAUGAGCUCGCUGCUAGGUUCCCUCACAGGGGGUGUGGGGGGGUCGGGAGGGUGGAUGAGUGGUAACGAUGGGUUCAGAGGAUCUUCCUCCUUCUCGUCCUCCCCCUCCUCUUCCUCCUCCGCAGCGUUAUCAGCAGCAGCGCGGUUGCGAGCAGCGAAGAACGAGGCAGCAGCAGCAACUGAGAGGUUCUCGGAGAUGUUUCUGAGACUGGCCAGCACCAGUGAAGGGCUGCUGCACCUUGUCUCGUCCGUGCUCACCAGGAAAAGCCCUAUCCCCGUUACUGCCCGCCCUGAUACAGUGCCAUCGGGGUUCCAUCCGACCAACAUUACCAUUACUCCUACUGCUUCUUCUGCCCUUACAGCCGCUGCCCCUACUGGUCCCGUCUCUGCUCCUGGAUCUUCCCAUGCACUCUCUUCUUCGGCUCCUGUGGGAUUAGGAUCACUGCUCAACCCAGCAGCAGGGUCGUCUCUCCCAGCAUUGUCACAUCCCGCAGCAUCACCUCCCUUAGUGUCACCUCCCCCAGCCUCACCUCCCUCUACCACCGCUGCUGCUGCAUCCGCCAGUCUGUUGGAAGCUCUGGUGGCAAACGAGGAGGGUAUUAAAGAGGACUCCAUGCUCGUAGCCCACCGCCUUCUCUACAAGCUCCUAGGCGACCCGGGCUUUAAGUACCAAUUCGCCCUUGCGUUCGUUGCUAACUACUCGGCCUUCGUGCUGGGGAGUGGGGGGAGAGGGGACGGGGAGGAGGGCGGGGGAAGGUGGGGGGGAGGGGGUGCGCGGGGGAGCGGAGGGCGGAGGGGAAGAGGAGCGGCGGGGAGUGGGAGUGCAGGGAAUAGGGUAUCGGUUCUGGAGAGCUUUUCGGUGCAGAUUCUUACGGUGCCGGUGCUGACGCCCAGGCUCGUGGUGGAGGCUCGGCUGCUGGAUAUCCUGCUGGGUACCCUGCAGAGCAUGCUGCAGGGGGCGCUGGGACGAGACGGGCGCAUCAAUUUAUCCCGAGAGGAGGUGCACAACGGGCGAGUGACCGACGAUAUUCGCUACGUCCUCUCCCACUCCGCCUCCUCCCGCCACGUCACCGCCCGCCGCCCGGACCUGCUGCGCGCGUGGCUGCGCCAGUUGGCGGCCGCCCAAGGCAUGUGUCCACACAUGCGGCGCACAACCACCCACGUGGCAAUAGAGCCGGACGAUUGGAGCUUCGCGUACCUGUUAGAAGCACAGCUGGCGACGGUCAACCCGCUGCUCGCCGAAGCUAGCGCCGUGCCUGAGCUGGAGGCUCGGAAGGAGGGUCGGCAGGUGGAGGGAGGGUCGGCAGGGGAGAAAGGGGGAGGAGAGAAGGUAGGGGAGAAGGCGGCUGAAGGGGGAGGGUUUCCGGGGCACGCACACAUACCUGCCGCCCCGAGCCUGCGAGGUUCGGCAGGUGGCGGCGAGGUUCGGCGUGCCUCCGGCGCUGGUGCGGCUGCUGCACGAGUGUGCGUGGGUGCUGGCACGGUGGGUGGCAGUGGAGGGAUUGAGAUCUCUGGGGACGAACUGAAGAGCCUUGCUUCCGAGGCAGCUGCUGCUGCUGCUGCAGAGAGGGCGGGUGGAGGAGGAGGGGCUGUGGGUGGUCGAAGCAGCAUAGCAGGUGACGCUGGGGAAGCAGGAGCAGUAGGAGGAGGAGGAAGAGGAGCAGGAGGCGGAGGGGGAGGGGCAGCAGGAGGCAGCGGCGCCAGUCCAGUGGGGCGAGCAGGGAGGUUCCUAUCAGGCAUGGCCGCAGCAGCAGGGGCGGCAGCUGCUGCUGUGGGCGGCAGAACCACAAGAGCAGGCAGUCCGGGCGCUAGAGGGGGAAGUCCAGGGGGAUUGGGGCAAGAGAGAGUGGCGACAGCAGGAGCAGAGGCAGUGCCUGCGCUUGGGCUUGACGCGUUGGGGAGAGGGGGAGGGGAAGGAGGUGUGGGAGGAGCAGAAGCGGGAGGGGGUGCUGGGUUAGGAGCGGGUGCAGGGCUGGGUAGAGUGGGUUUGAGAGAGGUGGAAGGGAGUGCUGCUGCUGCGAUUGUUCCUGGUCCUGCUGCUGCUCCUGCUGCUGCUGCUGCUGCUGCUGGUGGUGGUGGUGGCACAGGAAGGGGAGGGGAGGAGCACGCAAGACAGGAGGGGGAGGACAUGACCCACACGCAGAGGGGCCACAUGGGGAUCUUAAGCAACUGGCUCAGAAGGGCGUCUAGGUUCAGGGCGACAGGGGGAGAAGGGGCACAGGGAACCCAGGGCAGGCAUGCAGGGGCAGGUGAAGCAGCAGGCGCAGAGGCAGCAUGGGCAGACGUAGGGGUAGGUGCAGAGGCAGGAGGGGCAGAAGGAGGGGAAGCAGCGGCAACAGCCAUGCAGACAGAUUCGUUGGCAGCAACAGAGGCAGCGACUCUCUCUACUGCGCACCCCCCCUCCGCCGCCCCCCCUCUCUCCGCUGCUGCUGCUGGUGCCCUCAGUGCACUGAGCAGCCCCUGCUGGUGGGUGGGGCGGCAGCAGCUGUCGCUUCUUGAGGGGCUGCUGCCGUUCCCUCCCCCCCGGGUUGAACCAGGGGACUUGGCAGGGGGGAACACGCCACAGGAGGGGGCUUGGGCAGAGGAAUUUGCUGCAAAAGGGGCAAGAGAAGGGCCAGGGGCAGUUUUGGGGGCAUGGGCAGUUUUAGGGGCGGGGGCAGUAGCAGGGGCGGGGGAACGCUGUAUUACCAUGGCUACGGAGGGGUGGGAGGCGAGUUCUAUGUCCAAGGGGGCUGUGCGUGGGGCUGUGCGUGGGGCUGUGCGUGGGGCUGAGAGUGUGCUGGAGUGGCCAGUGGUGGAGUACGAUGUGGCGCGGCAGGAGGUGUCGUUUCACCUGCCUCUGCACCGCAUGCUCGCACUGCUCCUGCACUCCCUGCUGCGCCUCUCCUGCCCCGUGCCCGACCCACCAGGCGAAGCACAUGGGGACUCAGAGCAGAGGGUUGGGAACGAAGGGAUGGUGGAGGGCUCACGGGAUGCGAGGGAGGAGAGAUGGAGGGAGAGAGAGGCGGCAGAGCUGUGCUUGCUGCGCCUGCUGCCCAGUAAGCUCCAGAGAGGAAGCUUCCUCGCAGCUGUGGCUGAGCACGGGCUGCGAGUGCAAGUGCUGUGCGCGCAGAUAUCAGCGGGCAUGUGGAGGAGGAACGGGCAAUCCAUGGUGGCUCUCUGCGACCUCUACCACUCCGUGCACUGGUCAGUCGUUUCUGCCGCCUCUCUCUGUGCUCCUCCUCUCUCUCUCUGUGCUCCUCCUCUCUCUGUGCUCCUCCUCUCUCUCUCUGUGCUCCUCUCUCUGUGCUCCUCCUCUCUCUCUCUGUGCUCCUCCUCUCUCUGUGCUCCUCCUCUCUCUCUGUGCUCCUCCUCUCUCUGUGCUCCUCCUCUCUCUGUGCUCCUCCUCUCUCUGUGCUCCUCCUCUCUCUCUGUGCUCCUCCUCGCUCUCUCUGCUCCCCUCACCCCUCGCUAUGUGCUUUUGCCACCUCUCUCUCUGCGACCUCUACCACUCUGUGCACUGGUCAGUCUAGUCAUUGGUUGGUGCGAGGACAGCCUCGAGUUGGACCUCUUCCUGUUGCAGUGCACUGCUGUCUCUGCUCCUCCUGACGCCUUUGUGCGCCAGGUUGUAGCGCGCUACAGCCUCACCAGCUACUUCUCUCUCACAGUUGGGACGGCCUCAGACAUCAUCACCUCCUCUUCCACCCUCUCUUCCUCUCUCCCCUCUUUCCUUCCCGACACCGCCCAACAACAGGUACGAGCCUGCAAUGAGGUGACUUUUGAGUCGACUCAAAAGUCACCGCCCAACUUCAGGCACGAGCCUGCAGUGGCGCAGGACUGCAUGGCGUUCCUCAUCCGCCUCAUCUCAGAGCGAUCCUUCUCCGGCCUCCCCCCCACUGUGGCGCUCCGGAGGGAGGUAGUCCAGCGCCUAGCCAUCGGAAACGCCACCCUCCCUCUCCACCCCUUCCCAUCCCCUCCUCCCUUUUUUUGUCCUGACACCCGCACACCUCCUGUUUCUCACCGCCUGCCUUCCACCCCCUGUCCCCCUUCCCGUCCCUCCUCUCCAUUCCCCACCGUACAGGUAGUGCAGCGCCUAGCCAUCGGCAACGCCACCCGCAGCAGCGUUGUCAAAUCUCUCCCCCCCCGCUUCGCCGAAAACCCCGCCAUCCCCGUUGUUCUCGCCGCUGUCGCGGAUUAUUCCCGGCCCUCGGGUAUGGAGCAGGGCCGGUACUUACUUAAAAGAGACUGUUACAGGGAGCUGGAUUUGUACUGCCUAAGAUGGGCGCCUAGGGAGUUGCAGCGAGCGGAAGAGAGGUAUGCGGAGGCGGUUAAGAGAUCGGCGGUUGUGGAGCAGACGCCGAGGUGGCGCGAUCCUGUCCGUCCGUUGAUGGGCCUGCGGGAGAUCGCCACGUCAGCAGGCGUGCAUGACGUGGUGUUGUCGGUGGUGCUGCACGCGUGGUGGGACGAGGAGGGGCGGGAGAUGAGCUACAGAGAAGCCAGAGGUAGCAACGGUGCCGGCAUUGGGAGUGGGAGUGGGAGUGGUGGUGGCGGUGGUGCUAGUGGGAGUGCAGGUAGUGGGAGUGGGAAUGGGAUUGGGUUGUCUCGUGCGCCUGAUAUUGUGCUGCAUGCCGCGCUGCAUCUGCUGGCAUUGGCUCUUGACACUUGCGUGGCGUGGCAGGAAGCCGAGGAGAAGAAGGGGCGGGAAGGACAGAGAGGGCAGGGAGGAGACGAGGAAGAGCAGGGAGAGAAGGUGGGGAGAGAGGGUGGUGAGGAGGAGGGGAUGCGGAUGGAUGUGGAUGGGCGUGUGGGAGGGGAUGCGAGCGGCGGUUGGAGUGAAGGAAGAGAAGCAAGAGGGGGAGGAGAAGGAAGGGAAGGAGAAGGAAGGGAAGGAGAAGCGGGUUCAGGCUCAGGCAUGGAAGUGGAAGGGGCGGACUGGAUGGCUGGUGAUGCACGUGGUCAUGUUGACCAUGCAGCUGUGCAGAAGAGACACUCCUGGCCACCGGCCCUCCUGUCCCGAGCAUGCCAGCCAUUCGAAGCCCGGUUACCAGACAACAGCAGCAGCAGCGGCAGCGGCAGUGGCAGCAGUAGCACGGCCGCGGGGCUGUUCGCCCUGCUGCCAGGAGCGACCCUCUCGACCCUCUCGUCCUCUCACUGGUUCCGCGCGUCCCAUGCUGCCCCGGUGUCCCUGCUUGCGCUCCUCGUGCGCCUCCUGCGGUGCUGGCAGCGCCAGGCAGGGACGACGCACGGCACGGCUGCUGCUGCUGGUAGUGAAGGGAUGGUGUUAGUGGCCGGGAAUGAGAGUAGGGGGAGGGAAGGCGAGGAGGGUAGAAGCACAGCAGUUGGGGAGAGGUCGGGCGGGGCAGGAAGGGGAGGGGGAGGGGAGGGGCGGGCGGAGCUGCAUGUUCUGGUGCUGCGGCUGCUUAAGCGUUUCUCUCAGCUAAGCGACGAAUGCAGGAGGUCUCUGGAGGUGCUUUGCCCGGAGGAGUUUGAUAAGGGGAAGGGGAAGGUGGCGGUUACAGGGGGCGGGGGAGGGACUGGGGAAGUGGGGGUGGAAGGGGCAGCAAGGGCAGGAGGAGCAGGUGUGGGAGGUGGGGACGGUGUGGGAAUAGGGGGCAGUGAGAUAAAGGUUGGAGAGAAUGGGAGGGGAAGUGAUGGUGGUGGUGCGGGUGGUGAGGAGAAGGGAGAGGGUGGGCCGUUGAGUGAAGCUGAUGCGAAGAAGGCGUUUGCUCGAGCAAGGCAGCAAGCGCUGCUGAAAUCUCGUCUUGUGGGUCUCUCCAACCGUUUCUCCCCCACCUGGCAACACGGUUCUCAUGCCCCUGCUGCCCCUGCUGCCCCGCCUACUGCCACCCACACUGCUGGUGUUGGUGUAACUGGUGCAGGGGGGACUGGGGCAGGUGCGACUGGGGCAGGGGCCACUGGAGGGCAGCAGCAGCAGGGUUUGGGGCAAGCGGUGAUUGUGCUGGGGGGAGCACGUACCGCUGCUGCAGCUGCUGCCCCUGGUGGGGGGACGGCAGCGGGAGCGGGGAUGGGGAUAGGGGCAGGGGCAGGGGCAGGGGGGGGGCCCAGGGGCGAGUGGCAGGUGGAUGGGGAGGAUCUGAUGGACAUUCUGCAGCAGGAACUACCGGGGGAGGUGCGAUUCACGACUACUAUAGUCACAGGGGAGGGGUGGCCGGGUGUGGAAGGGGGUGGGGAUGGGUUAGGAGUGGGGUUGGGGCCUGGUGGGGUGGGGGGAACGGGCAGGGGGGAGAGGGGAGUGGGAGAGAGGGGAGGAGGGGGUGUGGAAGGGGCGGUUGCAGGAGAGGGCGGGGGAGGGCAGGGGGACGAACGGGUGACUGAGGGGCGAGGAGGGGAAGGAGGGGAAAUAGGGGUGGGAGCGAGCGAGGAGGAGACAAGAGAAGAGGAUGAGGAUGAUGAGGAGGAAGAGGAGGAAGAGGGAGAGGAAGGGGGGGAGGAGGAGGGGGAGGAUGAGAUGAUGGAUGGGCAGGGGUUGCUGCUGCUGGGGGAGGAAGAGAUGGGAGAGGCGGGGGCAGAAAUGUUCUCAGAUACCGAUGAUGACGACACUGGUGAUGAUGAUGGUGAUGGUAGGAAUGGGGAUGAUGGGGAUGAUGCGCAGGAGGAGGGUGCUGGUGCUGGUGCUGGUGCUGGUGCUGGUGCUGGUGGGGAUGGCGAUGCGGAUGAGGUGAUGCAAGAUGCUGCGAGUCAGGGGCUGGAAGAGGAUGGGGAUGAGGGGCAGCAACGGGGGGGACCACGGGAGCAGCAAGAUGGGCAGACCCAAGGGGUGCCGGGGGCAGCACCAGCACCAGCACCAGCAGCAGCAGCAGCAGCAGCAGCAGCACCACAUGUGGAGCACGCAGGUGCAGCAGCAGCAAUGGCACCAGCGGCAGCAUCGGCAGCAGCGGCAGCAGCGGCAGCAGGGGCAGCAGGGGCAGCUGCAGUGGAGCAGGCAGGUGCAGGUGGCAUGGGCACUCAUGGCAUAACCACAGUGCCGCCUGUUGCUGCAGUGCCGCCCGUUGCUGCAGUAGUGGGAGCAGGCACUGCCAUUCCUGAAACCACAGCAGGGGCCACCGAACCGACAGGGAGAGCCGGAGCCACUUACUUCUCAAGUCUCUACCAGAGGUAUCUGAGUGGUUCUUUCUACGAGGGCUCAUCAGUGGUGGACCCGGAAGCGGGCGAGUUCCUGUGUCCCGUGUGCCGCCGUCUCGCCAACGCCACGCUUCCUCUGCUCCCAUCACGCUCCCCGCCUCUGCCCUCCCCACUGCUCCCCUCGCUUCCCCUCCCAAUUUCUCUGCCCUCUCCUCCCUUCCCUGGAGCUCCCUUCUCCACCCCCCUUGCUGCGUCUGCUGAGACACAAGGACGGGCACAAGAAGCAGUGCAGAUUGGAGCAGCAACAGCAGGAGAAGCAGCAGUGCCGAGAGUAGCAGCAGGAGAGACCGGAAUGCAUGGUUCAGAAGACACGUCAAGUGGUGCGUCUGGUUUGGCUGGUGUAGUGUGGAGAAUAAGGGAGGCGGAGAGCAGGGUGAGAGAACGUAAUCUCCGAGCCUGCAUCGUUGCCGAACCUGCUGUCAGGUCCGGGGAAGGCAGGCUCGGCACCAGAGCUGCGUCAAGGAGAGAUUCAAGUGGUGGGACCACCAUGAGCAGCACUGAGGGCAUCAUUAGGGCUGGCUCCUCUUUCCCUAGAGAAACAGUUACCACGGUAACGGGUAAUGCGGUAACCGGUAGCGUGGUAAUUACCCCUCAAGACAUGGUAACCAGACAGCCUCCACGUAUGCAGGAGGCUAUAGAGGCCACAGCCAUGCGCAUCUGCCAGGUGGCGCGCUCCGAUUCGUCGAGAUUCCGCCACGUGGCGCUUGGCCGCGAGCUACAAGGCCUGCUGAUCUGGCAGAGUUUGGAGUACACCGUCGCCUGCGCUGAGCUGGCAGGGCGAGGGGCGCCACCUGGCUGUCCAGCUGGCAGAGUUGACACGUCAGCACAGUUCUGGGGGCUGGGGGAGACAGCAGCAGCAAGGAUGAGGACAGGUGGCGCAAUGUGGUUGGCUACUGCUGAGGCAAGAGUUGCGGCAUUGGCUGCUUGUGCAGAGGAGGAAGGGGGGAAGGGGGAGUGGAUGGAGGGGAGGGCAGAGGGAGGGGGGAGUGGAAGUGCAAGCAUUGGUGAGCGUGAGCAAGAGAGAGGUGGGUCAGGCAGUGCGAUGCAAGUAGGGAGUGCAGGAGGUAUGGAGGUAGGAGGGGAUACCAGCAGUAGUGGUCAAUCGAGGGGUGAAGGAGGGAACAGCAUAGGAAGAGAGGUGGGCGGUGGUGAGGAGAGGAGCAGGGAUGGUGAAGGGAGGAGUGGCGGUGGGGAGGAGAGAGGUAGCAGUGAGACGAUGGACGAGGAGAGGAGACAUCAGGAGUGGAGGAGGCAGCUUAUAGAGAGGAUGCAAGGGGGUUCGCAAGGGGGGGGAAGGAAGAGGAAGGCGGAGGGCACAGUAGGAGCACUGGCUCGCCUGGCAGUGGCGCAGGCGUCUCACAGCACACAUGCUGUCUUACUCAGGACACGUGGCAUGCUGCUAUUGGUGGACAGCUUGGCCCCUGGGACACCGUUGGAAGCAGCACAAUCCGCUGCACCUCUUGUUGCAGCACAAGCCGUCCCUUCAUCUUGUUCUCCCCACCCCUCCCAUCCCUCCCACCCCUCCCACCCCUCCCACCCCUCCCACCCCUCCCGUCCCUCCUCCUCCUCUGCUUCCACAUCCACCUCCCCACCUCCCUCUCUCCCCUCCUCCCUCACCACCGCCCCAUCCCCAUCCUCUCCCCCGGAGGAAAACGCCUUUCUCCGCCUCCUCGCCUCCCCCGCUCUCGCGCGUGACCCCUUCCUCUCCCUCUCCCGCCUCCUCUACUGCCUCCUGCCGCUGCCCCUUCCCCACUUCGCCUCGCCUUCCCACCCAUCUCAACACACAGCUUCAGGUUCGAUGCAGCACAGAGCAUACAGUGAGGAGGGUACAGGGGGUGUGGUGAGGGACGCGGUGCAGCUGGCGUACACAGCAGCAGUGGCUCAGGCGCUGCUGCUCCUCGCCCCUGCUGCCAUCCGCCUGGGCAUGCUCCCCUCUCCUCUUCCUCUUGGCAGUGUCCUUAAUCAGGCAUCCUCAGGGCCUAAUAGCAUUCCUGAGCCCGCCCCUGCUCUGCCGCCGUUCCUCUCGUCUCUGAUCGCUUCCAUGCUGCACACGUUAGCUGCUGGUUCCCCGCCGUCUACCCCAGCGACAGAUGCUGCUGGUGCUGCUGCUACACCUGCAACCGUCACACCAUCAGCAGCAGCAGCAGAAAUACCACCAAUCCCCUUGCUCGCCACAUCUCCCUCCCACUCUGCCUCUACCCCCUCCUCCCCCUCUGCACCUCUCCUGCCGGACCUCCUCCUCCAGCAGACCUCGUUCCUGGAUGCCGUGCGUCGCCUCUCCCUGCCCUUCCUGCGCCGCUCCGCCCUCCUCCUGCACCUCCUCUCCCGCAACGUCCUCCCUCUGCUGCUCAUGCCCUCCGCUCCCUCCUUGCUCUUCCCCUCCCAACCGUCAACCAUCCCCUCCCACCCCUCAAUGUUCCCCCCCCCCCUCCUCCUCCCUUGCUGUGUGUCGUGUGCAUUGUGCCACCUGCUGCCUUUUGUGGUGCCUCCAAACUUCCAUUCACCUUCUCCACCCUCCUCUCCUCCCCCUUACAGCUAUGUGAAUGAACCGUGUGCAUCGUGCCAGCUAGUGCCGGAGCAGCCAGCCUUCUGCCUUCUCUGCGCAGCACUCCUCUGUGGAUCCACCAGUCGAGGAGUGGGAGCACCAAGAGGGGCUGCUGUGGGGGGAGCUAUGCACAUGCCAAGGAGUGCGGGGCUGGCCUGGGGGUGUUCCUCCUCGUGCGGCUACGCACAUGCCAAGGAGUGCGGGGCUGGCCUGGGGGUGUUCCUCCUCGUGCGGGUAUGUGUGAGCGUGCAUAUGGCCAUGUGCAUGCACAUUGUGCACACUCUUCCCCUGGAGAAGUUACACACAUGCCAAGGAGUGCAGGACUGGCCUGGGGGUUUUCCUCCUCGUGCGGGUAUGUGUGGCAGUGCGAGCAAGGCCAAGGCCAUGUACACGUGCAGUGAGCAAUUUCUCUCUGUCAUCAUCAUGGCAUGUACACGUGCACGCACUUCUGUGAUGCUGCUGCGCCGAAUGCGCUAUGCCGCAUGGCCUUCACCCUAUCUUGACGCAUAUGGUGAAGAGGAUGAGAACCUUCGGCGUGGGAAGCCACUGUAUCUCAGCACCGACCGCUUCCACACCCUCCAAUCCAUGGUGGCAUGUCAUGGGGUGGAUCAUAAUUCCCUCGUUCUCUCUCACUCCACGAGAGUACCCUUCUAG